This is a messenger RNA of Oncorhynchus gorbuscha (pink salmon), 633 nucleotides long. Its product is annotated as transmembrane protein 14C-like. The coding region runs from base 16 to 453 and encodes 145 amino acids. The record is from RefSeq and is a predicted model, not a curated record. The transcript has 5 exons. NCBI's taxonomy places the organism in Eukaryota, Metazoa, Chordata, Actinopteri, Salmoniformes, Salmonidae. Gene Ontology annotation, cellular component: mitochondrial membrane. Gene Ontology annotation, biological process: regulation of heme biosynthetic process.
CAGACAAAUUAGGUUAUGCUGUCUGCCAUGUGGAGAAAAACUUCACUUCCCGUGGGGUCUUUGGCAGCGCGUCAUUGCUACGAUACGCACUACGAAGCAGCGUUGAAGGAUACGCCAAAAGGAGCAAGAAUGACUGAUUGGGUUGGAUAUGGGUAUGCAGCACUCAUUGCAUCCGGAGGAGUGAUGGGCUAUGUCAAAGCACGCAGUGUCCCCUCCUUGGCGGCAGGUCUCCUCUUCGGCAGCUUAGCUGGAGUUGGUGCCUACCAGAUAUCACAAGAUCCUACAAAUAUUUGGGUGUCUCUAGUCACAUCAGGAGCCCUGGCAGGUGUGAUGGGAAAGAGAUUCUAUGGUUCCAGGAAGAUGAUGCCUGCUGGAAUGAUGGCAGCAGCAAGUCUACUUAUGGCGGGGAAGCUGGGCGUUGGAAUGCUGCUGCAGAAGCCCCAGGAGUCAUAAUGCACUGAAAUGAAGAAGAAGUUCACAGACACCGAUGUCAAAAUCACUGUCCUCUCGUGCUUUUCUACGGUCUUAUAUCGUUCACCAAGAAUAUCAGUCAGAUAUGUGAAUGUUAUUUUGGAAAAAUGUAUAAUUGAACACUGAUUUAUGAAAUAACAAGGACUGUCAUGUGUUUUUGUU